AUGUCAUUGUUAGACCUCCCACCGGAGCUGAUGGAUCUCAUCACCCGCGCUCUCCGGUCAGAAGCAGAUAUCAACGCGCUGGCUCAAACAAGCCGAGGCUUUUACGCUCUCCUGAACAACCGCCUCUACUCGGUCAACAUCAACAAGGGCGGCUCUGCACUAGUAUGGGCUACCCGCAAAAGACAAAUACCGGCAAUACAAAAACUUCUGAAGAGCGGUGACAUCGAUGAGAUAGACACUGAUCACAUUUUCGAUGCAUUCCUACUCCUGAUCAAGGACAAUGACUUGGCCACGGUGCAAGUCUUGGUUGACCUGGGUUUCGUCCCAGAUAUCCCGGACCUUCUAAUGGUUGCGGUGGCCCUUGGAUAUGAGGAUAUGGUGCGGCUGUUAAUCGCCUCGGGUGCUGAUCCCACUUGCCCCUACGCUCUCGCCCAUGCAGUGGUUUCUGAUAGGGUCUCUAUUGCAAAACUCCUGCUGGAGAGUGAUGCAGAUAGAAACUUUCCGCACGAGGACGAUGGCCAUACCCCGCUCCAUGCGGCUGCUCGCGCUGGAAACGAGACCAUGACCAAACUUCUAUUGGACUACGGUGCCCGCCCAUGGGACCGCACCUAUCAUGGAGAUACCCCCAUCCACAUAGCAAUGGCCGAGGGCCACGACGGUGUUGUGAAGAUUCUUCACGAAGAAGUAAUGUCAACCGAACUACGCGGCUCAGAUGGCCGCACUGUUCUACAUUGUGCAGCUCUUGUUGGCAGCUUGGAUAUGGUCAAAUAUCUGCUGCAUCAUCGCGCCGAUUCAGAAGCGCUCACCGAUGAGCUCGAGACGCCUCUGAUGCUAGCCUCGGGGGCCGGCUACACAGAAGUCGUCAAGUUUCUCCUUGAGAAGGGGGCAUUUACUGAAUCGAGGGAUCAAGAUGGCUGGCGCGCAUUGCAUAAUGCGGCGUGUGGUGGCCGCGCAGAUGUAGUGCGGGUUUUGCUGGAGCAUGGGGUGGACAAGCAGCCCUUGAGCACAUCGACUCCUCCGGAGACACCGCUUCAGCAAGCUGCACUGAAGGGACAUCUGGGCGUUGUGAAGCUUAUGCUUGAAUAUGGAGUUGAGGUAGACGCUGCUGCCCUGGAAACGGCCAAAGUAAAAGGUCACCAAGCUGUGGUUGAGGUAUUAGAAAUUGGGGGAGGUGAUUCCUAA
This is a messenger RNA of Penicillium riverlandense, 1182 nucleotides long. Its product is annotated as ankyrin repeat domain-containing protein. The record is from RefSeq and is a predicted model, not a curated record. The coding region runs from base 1 to 1182 and encodes 393 amino acids. The transcript has a single exon. Gene Ontology annotation, molecular function: protein binding. NCBI's taxonomy places the organism in Eukaryota, Fungi, Ascomycota, Eurotiomycetes, Eurotiales, Aspergillaceae.